This is a messenger RNA of Solea solea (common sole), 3213 nucleotides long. RefSeq names its product spire-type actin nucleation factor 1a (gene spire1a). NCBI's taxonomy places the organism in Eukaryota, Metazoa, Chordata, Actinopteri, Pleuronectiformes, Soleidae. Gene Ontology annotation, cellular component: cytoplasmic vesicle membrane; cell cortex. Gene Ontology annotation, biological process: Golgi vesicle transport; cleavage furrow formation; polar body extrusion after meiotic divisions. Bases 166 to 2517 code for a protein of 783 amino acids. The record is from RefSeq and is a predicted model, not a curated record. The transcript has 18 exons. Gene Ontology annotation, molecular function: actin binding.
GCUCAGUCGCUGUUAACCGUUGUUGCUCCUCGCUCUCACAGAAAACACUGAAGACACAGAACCGCGGAGCAUCAAGGAGACGCCACGGUGUCAGGUUAAAACCGUCCACAGACUACUCAAUUCUGUCGUGUUUCCUACAAGGUAUGCGGGUAUAACAGUGUGAGGAUGGCAAAGCGACCCGGGACUGAGGACGGGAUGCGGACUUCACCUUCCAUUCUCCGGGAUUUCGUCGUCGAUUUGAACAUGGAUUGCAGUGGGGGUGACGGAGCCGCGGAGGACGUCUCCCUGGAAGAAAUCUUGACUCUGUACAGCCAGCCGAUAAACGAGGAGCAGGCGUGGGCAGUAUGUUAUCAGUGCUGUCGGACACUGGCGCAGACACACCGGAGGAAAAACUCAAAAUAUGCCGGCGCUUGUGUGCGGAGGAUUGAAGGACCCGGGGACGUGAGGAUCAGGAGGGACGGGACUGUAGGACUGCGCUUUGAUGAGAGCACAGAUAAAUACAAACCGGCUCCCACGUCAUUAGAGGUUAUCGACUCACUGGGUGUUAUGAUCUACAAAGCUCUGGACUAUGGUCUCAAAGAAAACGAGGAGCGUGAACUCAGCCCGCCGCUCGAGCACCUGAUCGACAUGAUGACCAACCAUAAUAAAAGUGAGAGCGACCCCUGUCCCGACGAGGGCUACGAGGCUACUGAAGAAGAGGAUGAGUGUGAGGAGGAGGAGGAAGAGGAGCUUGUAUCUGCCACCACCAACUGCACGGUCGCCAGAAUACGCAACUAUCGGGAUCUUAUCCUGCUAUGUUCUUCCCACCUGCCGAGCCCUUCAGACGCUCCCAGUCAUUACCAGGCUGUGUGCCGCGCUCUCUAUGCCGAGUCCAGGGAACUGUGCACCUUUCUGGAAAAGAUCAAGAGUGCUAAGGAGAACCUUCGGCGAAUGGAAGGUGGGACUCGGGAUGACCCCGUCAAAGACCUCGAUGAGCUGCAAAAUGCAGAUUGGGCACGGUUCUGGGUGCAGGUGAUGCGAGAUCUUCGACACGGUGUGAAGUUGAAGAAGGUUCAGGAACGUCAGUACAACCCACUGCCCAUUGAAUACCAGCUCACACCCUACGAAAUGCUGAUGGACGACAUCCGCUCCAAGCGAUACAAGCUGCGGAAAGUCAUGGUGAAUGGGGACAUCCCUCCAAGGUUAAAGAAGAGCGCACAUGAAGUCAUUCUGGAAUUCAUCCGGUCACGACCUCCUCUCAACUCGGCCGCGGCCCGGAAACUGAAGCCUCACCCUGCCCGACCGAGGAGCCUCCAUGAGCGACUUCUUGAGGGCAUUAAAGCUGAGAGGAAGCUGAGGCCGGUGUCACCGGACAUGAUUCGCAGAAACCGUCUAGGUGCAGGAAAAAGCAUCAGCACCCCACAAGACUUGUUCCGAAGCUCAGACACUCCCGAUGCACCCAGGAAGUUAACUGUCAGCACCCAGUCUCUGGCUGCUGGCAUCUACACGGGACCCAGUCAAGGUGCAGGGCAGCAGCUAGGCCAAAGGAAGAGGCUGCUCAAAGCACCUGCUCUGGCUGAGAUGGACAGCUCUGAAUCUGAAGAAGAGUCCAGUAAGAGCAGCUCCAGUAUGUCCACAUCUUUGAGGGACGACACGUCACCCGAGUCUGCAACAGGGAAGAAGGUUCGUCCAAAGUUCCUGCCCAUCUCUGCCGCCCCACAGACAGACAAGCAUCAGUCUCCACAGAGGCGACACUCCAUCGAGAAGGAGACCCCCACCAGUGUGCGUCCUUUUGUUCCUGCAUCCAGACAGAGCUCCAAGUCUUUGGUGAAAGCUGCCAGUGGUGCUCAGGGAACGGAGGAGUUCUGCUACCCAGUGGAGUGUCUGGCUCUGACGGUGGAGGAGGUGAUGCACAUCAGACAGGUCUUGGUCAAGGCUGAGCUGGAGAAGUUUCAGCAGUACAAAGACAUCUACAGUGCCCUCAAGAAAGGAAAACUUUGCUUUUCGUGUCGAACAAAGAGGUUCUCCUUCUUUACUUGGUCAUACACCUGCCAAUUCUGCAAAAGGCCUGUGUGUUCCCAGUGCACUAGAAAGAUGCGGCUGCCAUCUAAGCCUUAUUGCACCUUACCCAUCUACUCUUUGGGCCCCAGUGCUAUGCCAAAAGAAGAGGCAAGUGGAGCAUCUGCCGCAGCAGAGUCCGACAAGCACCCGUUUGGGUCAGAACACAACCGACACAGCCUACGCCGGAGCGUAAAGAAGUUGUCCAAGCAUGGUGGUAGUAGUAGCAGCAGCAAAGAUGGCUGGACACAGGAUGAACUGGAGCUGCCCAAGGAGCUGACGGAGGACUGGGCCACUAUGGAGGUGUGUAUAGACUGCAAAAAGUUCAUCACAGAGAUCAUCUCCUCCAGCAGGCGCAGCCUGUGCGGGGCCAGCAAGCGAGCCCGUCUCAAUCGCAAUCGCAAAACCCAGUCCUUCUACAUGUCCUCGUCUAAAUCGAUCAACUUCCGGCCCCUGGAACGUUCCAUCAAAGAGGUGUAGAAAGAGGGACUGACCUGUGCACUUUUGUUAUGCUGAGCAUAUUUGUUGAACGAAGAAAAUGCCCCCUCUUACCACAGUUAUUUUUUUAUUUUAAUUUUUUUUUGUAUAUAGUAAUUUUCAAAAAAACAAAGCCAGUCUGUCCCACCCCAAAGGUAGAAAAGGUUCGUACACCUUAACUGUCUCAGGAAAAGUUGGCACGCUAUGAUUGUUCAUUCAGUCGCUGCCAGACAAAGUAGAGCCAUGUUUCAGUGAUAUUUCAGGCCACCGUGGAUAAAGCGAACCUGACGAGCUGCCGAUGUUGAAUCAGGUAAGAGAAUGCAUAUUGGACACGAGAGCAGGAUCAAACGUUGCAGACAAAUAAAAGUUUCACUGAAUUUGUGUAAAUAAUAUCAAGGCCCAACCCCAAUCUUAGUCAUCAAUACGUUUUCCAGUUCCUGUUUACUUUGCACACUCAGGAAGAACAACCGAUUGUCUUUUUUGACAGAAAUGCACUGUAGAUGCUCUCGUCAGGUCUGCUGAGGUCGACCUCAGCCACUUUUCUGCUCCCUCCUUUAUUCUUCCAGCAACAGUUAUGCCAAAUAAUAUACCAUUCACUUUGUUAUAUGAAAAGCAUAGUCAUUUUUAUCACGCAACAUGUUGCAGGGCGAGAAUAGUCAGGAAAACAUUUUCUGGGUGGGACUUAGCUUUUAGUUAACA